AAAUUCAGCCGGUGAUUUAUUUGAUCAACUUGUGCUCUAAUUGGUGCGUAAAUAAAUAAUUAUUAUGAACGAUAUUAAACGACUGAAGGAACAGCAACGCGAUAAACAUCCAGGCUUCGACGGCUAUUUGGAUUGCAUGACCCGAGCUCUCUUUACGGGUUUGGCAUCGUUUUGUUUGGGAUUUGCAGGCACAUAUUUUAUUCAAAAGGCAGUUCAGAGGAAAAUACGCUAUCCGUCUAAAUACAACAUAUUAAUUUCCUCAUUGGUAGCUACAGGUGUCGCCUAUCAAACGACUACAACACGCACCAAAUCCUGCCAAGCUGCUUGGAUGGCCAUUGAAGGCAAACACACGGUGCUCAACGAGGAAAACUACUAACUUGUAAUCAACCAAAAUUUA
Messenger RNA from Drosophila navojoa, 397 nucleotides. Its product is annotated as transmembrane protein 141. The record is from RefSeq and is a predicted model, not a curated record. Lineage: Eukaryota; Metazoa; Arthropoda; Insecta; Diptera; Drosophilidae.